Molecule: messenger RNA, 3044 nt
Organism: Penicilliopsis zonata CBS 506.65
Lineage: Eukaryota; Fungi; Ascomycota; Eurotiomycetes; Eurotiales; Aspergillaceae
Exons: 5
Coding region: 111-2678 (855 amino acids)
Biological process (GO): regulation of DNA-templated transcription; DNA-templated transcription
Cellular component (GO): nucleus
Molecular function (GO): zinc ion binding; DNA-binding transcription factor activity, RNA polymerase II-specific; DNA binding
Source: RefSeq, a predicted model, not a curated record
UGCCAGUCGUGUCUUCCCCUCCCCCCCCCCCGAUCGCGUUGCUCGCGUUGCCUCGCGCCCUAUGGACUCCCGCCGCCCGCUGAGGCUCUGAGUUCUCUCGCUGGAUCACAAUGCCGAACACUGCUGCAGCCCCGACUCCACCGACUGCCCGACUGUCUGGCGAACCGGAUAGAGACCAGAGCGCAGACGAAUUGUGGUCGCUGGCCGACUCGGACCAGGAGCUGGCCCCGAAUGGGGGCUCUGCCCUGGGCCUCAAGCGAAAGCGUCCCCUCACUGUCUCAUGCGAGCUGUGUAAGCAGCGAAAAGUCAAGUGCGACCGGGCGCAGCCAAGUUGUGGAUGGUGUUCUCGCAAUGGCCAGCCGUGUGAGUAUCGGGAGCGUAAAAAGCCGGGCCUCAGAGCCGGCUAUGGGAAGGAACUCGAGCAGAGACUGGACCGGCUGGAAGAAGUCAUCCAGACCCAGGCCCGUCUCAUCGAGAUGCACAUCAUCCAGGGUCAGCCCCGACUGCCACACGACCUUCCCCCUGGGCCGAUGUCGUAUAGCUCCCCCUCGGAGCCUUCAGCUGCCCAUGGUCCCAGUCCUCGGACAGCGGUCUACUUCCAGGAACCGUCGGUCGUGGCACCUGGCCCCUCCAGGCGCCCAGAUAUGUCCAUCACCACUCCCUCGGAUGGAUCCGCGACCCAUGUAGUGCCCUCGCAUCUUUCCAGCGACCUCCCGUCUGCACCCGCACACAUGCAUUCUCACCCCUCUGCCACUCACCAUGAUUUCACGGGCAACGAGUCCUCUCUGAAGGUGCCGGUCGACCUCUUCGCCAACCAGGAACAGUCCUUCGCCGACCCGGAUCUUGACCUGCCUCCCUACGACUUGCUCUAUGCCUUGGUCGACCUGUACUUCGAGCACAUCAACACCUGGUGCCCGAUCCUUCACCGACGAGCCACCUUGGAUACCUUCUUCGGGCCCUCCCCGCUAGUCGAGGCCGACCGGAUGGUCCUUUACGCCAUCGUGGUCACCACGCUUCGUUUCUCCACGGACAGCCGCCUGAACGACCAGAACCGCAAGCGCUACCAUGAUUCGUCCAAGCAAAAGGUCUUGCUCUAUGGCCUUGAGAACUCCUCCGUCAAGGCCCUGCAGGCGCUGGUCAUCCUAGCCCUGGAUCUAGUGGGCUCCUCCAACGGCCCGCCGGGGUGGAAGUUGCUCGCCUUGAUCACACGCUCGGUUGUCCAACUCGGCCUGGCGGUCGAAUCCAAGUCCUCUCUCAUUGCGCCCGUCUACCCAUCCAUCUAUACCCUGCGCGCUGUCACCCUGCCCGAACCGGACUCGUGGAUCGAGGACGAAAGCCGCCGCCGGCUGUUUUGGAUGGUCUACCUCUUGGAUCGCUACUCGACCAUCGCCACUGCCUUCGACUUUGCCCUCGACGACAAGGACAUCGACCGCAAGCUUCCCUGCAAGGACGAGUUCUUCACCAAGAAUCAACCCGUCGAGACGCGCUGGUUCCAUCAGAACCCAGAAAAUGCCGACUAUCUCACCUCCUCGGGCAACGUCGGCUCGUUCGGCCUCUACAUCCAGGUCCUCGGCAUCCUCUCUCGCAUCCACGUCUUUCUCAAACAACCCGUGGAUAUCGGCAUCCUAUCAGACGUCGAGGAAUGGCAAUCCACCUACCGCAAGCUAGACAGCGAAUUGACCUCGUGGGAAUUCCAUCUCCCCUCCGAAUAUGCCUACGGAAACUCUGCCCGUCUGCUCGGCGCGUCCAAGCUGAACAGAAACCUCCAUUGUGACUGGGUGCAACUCCACGUCACCUAUCAAACUGCAGUCAUCCGUCUUCAUUCGUCCGCCGCCUACCCGACCACCCGAUCGCCGAUUUUCACCCCGUCAUACAGUGCCAGUCAACGGUGUCUUGUUGCCGUCGACAAUAUUCUUUCCAUCACGCGGUUCGUGGUCGAGAACAACAUGCUCGACAAGCUAGGUCCGCCCUUUGCUUUCACCCUCUGGGUGUCGGCGCGGCUGCUGCUCGUCCACGGCUCCACCAUCGCGCAUACCCUCAGCCCGGACCUCCUUUUCUUCGUCGACACCCUGGCCCGUCUAGGCAGAUACUGGAAAGUCGCUGAACGAUACUCCACCAUCCUCCAGCGUGUGCUCGACGAGUACGACGAAUACCAGCAAUCCGCGUCUGCAGAUGGCGAGCGUACCACCCCAUCAACCGUCAAGAUCCUGGCCGACAUGCGCCGCUGUGCCUUUGACCUUGACUUUCUUAUCUCCCGCCAGCCGCAACCUGGUGCCGGUGUUGGUGCCGGCGCCGGUGUCCCUUCUUCUUCCUCCUCCGCAGACCCCCCCGCAGCCAAUCUACCCCUAUCAACCACCAACCAGCCGCCGCGCACCCCAGGUCUCAACGAACUCGAAUACCUCGACGUCUUCGGCUUCUUCAACGUGCCCCGCGUCCCCGUCGGCCGCCUCGACAUGAUGGGCGGUCUAGACGUGCACGACCACGAGGCCGCCGGCGCCGGCGUGUCCUCGAACCCAAUGUCCAUCCACGGUCUGACGGGGAUAAGUGCAAAUCCCAACUCUACCGCCGCGCCGGUCGACGCCACAGUUGCGGCCCCUGUCACCGCAAACGAAUUCAAUAUUACGAAUUAUCUCAUCCCGACGCCCGAGACGGAUUGGCUAUUUCAACCGGGGGGUUGAACGGAAACGCUUAUCAGUCUCGUUAUAAAACUCAACUUCUUUUUAUGAUCUUUGGUCUGAAUCAGAGGCAUAAGGAACCCCCCAGCAUGUCCCUACGGCUCGCGACAUGCCCGCAUGCCGUGAGCCUUGAGGUAGAUCGUCACGCUCGAGUGAAUAGCUAAACCCUACCUCGGAAUCAACGCUGCUCGCUUUGAUAUAAGUGGUCUACCGAAGCUAUUAGCAGGCUUCGGCCGAGUCUGGCAGUUUCUGCUCCAGUCUAUCCAAGACAUGUGUUGCUUAGAUGAGUUACCACAGCUCAUUCUUCUAUAUAUAAAUUCACCAGAAUAUCUAUAGAAAUACCAUCACAAACUAUUAUCUAACCUGGGA